GGCCGGAUGUGAGACUCGCCCGUAUCCGCCACACACGGUGUAUAGCAUGCGUCUGGCAUGUACGGUGUGUACAUGACUACAUGUAUGUGACGCCUGGGCUAUUGUGUGUGAGGGAAAGCGCGCACUUUUCUGGCUCGCGUUAGGUAACAGCUGUUGCUCCGUCCUCGCCUGUGAUUGGCUGCUCCUAAAUCCCCGGCCUCGGAUCCCGCUACAGGCCGCCUCCUGAUUGGCUGAUCUGCCCCUGGCGCCAAAUGCGAAUAGAGUAUAAAUAGCGGAGACCGGCUGCUGUGCCGCGUCUUCCCUUGCACGGUACACUACUAUACAGGCGCUCGGCUCCAUCACUGCCCAGCCCAUACACCACCGCUCAGCAUUAUCUCCGGCGCCGCCAUGCUAGCCUCCCGCAAGCCCUUCGGAGCAGUGACCGAGAACAUCUCCCCCAUGAAGUCCCUGACGCUGGUGGACAAAGAGAACACGCCGCCCUCCCUGAGCAACACCCGCAUCCUGGCCAGCAAGACCGCCCGCAAGAUCUUUCAAGAGCCGGAGCCCAGUUCGGUAAAAACCAAAGAGCAGAAGAAGCAAAGUGUUCAGGAUGAACCCCUCCUACGUGUUAACCCCAACCGCUUUGUCAUCUUCCCAAUCAAGUAUCAUGACAUCUGGCAAAUGUAUAAAAAGGCUGAAGCUUCUUUCUGGACUGCAGAAGAGGUGGAUCUAUCCAAAGACCUCUUGCACUGGGAGUCUCUGAAGGAUGAGGAGCGGUUCUUUAUUUCCCAUGUGUUGGCUUUCUUUGCAGCCAGUGAUGGCAUUGUGAAUGAGAACUUAGUGGAGAGGUUCAGUCAAGAAGUGCAAGUAACUGAGGCACGCUGUUUUUAUGGCUUCCAAAUUGCAAUGGAGAACAUUCAUUCAGAAAUGUACAGUCUUCUUAUUGACACAUACAUCAAAGAUCCCAAAGAAAGGGAGUACCUGUUCAACGCAAUUGAAACGCUUCCUUGUGUCAAAAAGAAGGCUGACUGGGCACUGCGUUGGAUUGGUGACAAACAAGCAAGUUAUGGGGAGCGUGUGGUGGCAUUCGCUGCUGUAGAGGGAAUUUUCUUCUCUGGCUCAUUUGCAGCAAUUUUCUGGCUGAAAAAACGUGGACUGAUGCCUGGUCUCACUUUUUCAAAUGAGCUCAUCAGUAGAGAUGAGGGCUUGCAUUGUGACUUUGCAUGUCUCAUGUUCAAACAUCUUGUGAACAAACCAUCAGAAGAACGGGUCCGCGCACUUAUUACUGAUGCUGUUAGCAUUGAGCAGGAAUUCUUGACUGAUGCUUUACCGGUAAAGCUGAUUGGCAUGAAUGGUGACCUGAUGAAGCAGUAUAUUGAGUUUGUUGCAGAUCGUCUUAUGUUGGAACUUGGCUUUAGCAAGGUUUUCAAGGCAGAUAAUCCUUUUGACUUUAUGGAAAAUAUUUCUUUGGAAGGAAAGACCAACUUCUUUGAGAAAAAGGUUGGAGAGUACCAGAAGAUGGGAGUCAUGGCAAAGACAUCAGACCAUAAAUUCACUCUAGAUGCUGACUUUUAAUUGAACUGCUUGGCUGCUUCAGAUGCAGUAAGAUGGGGCAUUUUAACCUUUUAUCUACAAUGAAAUUGGCACUGAUUAGGCACAACAAGCUACCAAAUGUGCCCUUAUCAGCGUGGUUCUUGUCUGAUAUCUGUAUUUGACACAUGCUAGUUCAGUGUAGGCAUUUGUACUUGAAACACUCAUGGGUACAGAAAUUGUACAGCUUGGUGUAUUACAAAGGGUGCUGUGUACUCUGCAGGGGAAGAACUGCUUGUUUAUGUUGUGAUUUUUCUUAGUGUAAAUUUAAUUUUUAAUGGUUUUUACAGUAUAAACUUUGCACUUUAAAUAAACUUUUUAUAAAAA
Pseudophryne corroboree (corroboree frog) is the source of this 1896-nucleotide messenger RNA. RefSeq names its product ribonucleotide reductase regulatory subunit M2 (gene RRM2). Gene Ontology annotation, biological process: deoxyribonucleotide biosynthetic process. Gene Ontology annotation, cellular component: cytosol. Gene Ontology annotation, molecular function: ribonucleoside-diphosphate reductase activity, thioredoxin disulfide as acceptor. NCBI's taxonomy places the organism in Eukaryota, Metazoa, Chordata, Amphibia, Anura, Myobatrachidae. The transcript is spliced from 10 exons. The record is from RefSeq and is a predicted model, not a curated record. Bases 388 to 1554 code for a protein of 388 amino acids.